AUGGCGGCCAUGAGGGCCGAGCGAGGAAACGGAGCGGGAGUGCGAUCGGCACAAUCGGUGAAUGUUGAGACUGUUCAUUCAGUGAAUGGAGAAGAGAGUAACCCCGCCACUCAGGAAGAUGGAACAAGGGAGGCGACUAAUGCUUCCAGACUCAACGGACGGGGUGGAAGAGGCAACGGACAGGGUGAAAGAGGUGACAGACGAGGUAGAGGUGGAAAUGGACGAGGGAGAGGAGGAAAUGGGAGAGGUAGGGGUAGAAAUGGGCGAAACGGAGGUGGCAGUGGACGUGAUGAAGAGGGGAAUUUAUAUGACCAAAGUGCUCAGGAUGAAGAACAUCGGGAGGCGUCUGAAGCACAAACGAACAACUCGAUUAGGAUGAAGGACUCCACCCUUUUACUGCCCAUGUUAUGA
Messenger RNA from Vigna radiata var. radiata (mung bean), 411 nucleotides. RefSeq names its product anti-sigma-I factor RsgI-like. The transcript has a single exon. Bases 1 to 411 code for a protein of 136 amino acids. NCBI's taxonomy places the organism in Eukaryota, Viridiplantae, Streptophyta, Magnoliopsida, Fabales, Fabaceae. The record is from RefSeq and is a predicted model, not a curated record.